UCAUCUUGCUCGGAGAAGAAAAUCCUCAGUCUCUCCUCAGUGUCUCAGUCCAAUGCUCUUCUUCGUAAAAGAUGCUGAGAACCAAGCUCUCAUCCACCAAUCCACCUAGGGUUUUUAGGGUUUUAAGGGUUUUGGGAGUUUCGAUUUCCACCUCCACGGUAUCCCCCACAACCCCUGCAUCCCCGCCGCACAACCACCUCCUCCCUCGCCAUAACCCCGUCGUUUUGGGCGGAAUCGGCUCUCUUCAAGCCAAAGAUGUGGUUCUCUCCUUCAAACAGUGGUUCAAAUCCCCCCAAAAUAUCCUCCUUAUGGACCAGAUUUUCCGAAUCCUCUCCGAUCUCCCGCCGGACGAUGCCGACGCCGCCCUCGGCCGCCUCCGCCUCCCGCUUUCGGAGCGGUUCGUUCUUGAUGUGCUUGCCCAUGGCAGUGAUGUUUUGUCUUGUCUUAAAUUCUUUGAUUGGGCUGGAAGGCAACCGGGGUUUCACCAUACCCGUGCCACGUUCCAUGCCACGUUCAAGAUCCUUGCUCGAGCGAAGCUCAUGUCGCUCAUGCUGGACUUCCUGCAGAAUUAUACGGAGCUCCGGUAUGUGCAUAGAGUUAGGUUCUAUGAUACCCUGGUGAUGGGUUAUGCGGUUGCGGGCAAGCCGGAGAUUGCCCUCCAACUGUUUGCGAAAAUGCGUUUUCAGGGUCUUGAUUUGGAUAGCUUUGCUUAUCAUGUUUUAUUGAAUGCGUUGGUGGAGGAGAAUUGUUUUGAUGCGUUUCGAGUUGUGGUGGAGCAGAUUAGGAUGAGGGGGCUUGAUAACGAGAUUACCCAUUCAAUUAUUGUGAAGAAUUUUUGCAAGCAGGGGCAGCUGGACGAGGCGAAAGCGUUUGUGGAACAGUUGGUCGAGAGCGGGAGAGUUGGGUUGAGUGGUGGGCAUAUGGUGGGUUUAAUUGUGGACGCUCUUUGUAAGAGGAAGAGGUUUGGGGAGGCGGGUAGGCUGGUGGAGGAAUUUCAGGGGUCUGGGAUGGUUUCCGUGGAGCAGGCUUAUGGAGUGUGGAUUAGGGAUCUUGUUCGGGCUGGGAGGCUUGAUGGGGCCCUGGAGUUCUUGCAUAGCAAAAAGGAAUCUGAGGGGUAUGUGCCUGAGGUAUGUGGUUAUAACAUUUUGAUAUGUAGGCUUUUGAGGGAGAAUCGACUUGAGGAGGUGCUUGAUUUAUUGAUGGAGAUGAGGGAGGGUCAGAUUUUGCCGGACAAGGUCACAAUGAAUGCUGUCUUGUGCUUCUUUUGUAAGGCUGGAAUGGUGGAUGUUGCUCUUGAGUUGUAUAAUUCAAGGGCAGAGUUUGGACUCUCUCCGAAUAGCAUGGCCUACAACUAUCUGAUUAACACUCUCUGUGGGGAUGGGAGCACUGAUGAAGCAUAUCACGUGUUAAAGCAUUCUCUUGAGCAAGGUUAUUUCCCAGGCAAGAAGACCUUUUCCAUUCUUGCUGACGCUUUGUGCCAAGAGGGGAAGCUGGACAAGAUGAAGGAGUUGGUCCUUGUUGCCUUGGAUCGCAAUAUUAUGCCAAGUGCUUCCACCUAUGACAAAUUUAUAUUAGCUCUUUGUAAAGCGAGGAGGGUAGAUGAUGGUUAUUUGAUACAGGGGGAACUCAACAAAAUAAAUAAGGUUGCUAGCAAAAAUACUUACUUUAAUAUGAUACGUGGGUUUAACAUUUUAAAUAGGGCAGAUAUUGCUGCCAGACUUCUUAUUGAAUUGCAAGAAAAAGGUCAUACCCCUACAAGGUCUUUGUUCAGAGCUGUUAUUUGUCGUCUUUGUGAUAUGGAUAAUGCAGAAAAGCAGUUUCUCAAACUGCUAGAGUUGCAGUUGUCUCACCAGGAGCCUAACUGUCAGGUUUACAACUUCUUCAUUGAUGGAGCUGGGCAUGCCAAAAAACCUGAGCUUGCUCGAGAAGUGUUUGAGAUGAUGGUAAGAAGUGGAAUUGUGCCAAAUUUGAGUUCUGACAUUCUGAUGUUGCAGAGUUACCUAAAGAAUGAAAGAAUCUCCGAUGCUCUAAAUUUCUUUAGUGACUUGCAAAAAAGGAGGAAGGUAGGGAGGAAACUAUGCAACACCAUGGUCGUUGGCCUUUGCAAAGCCAACAAGGUGGAUAUUGCAUUGGAAAUCCUGAAGGAAAUUAGGGAAAAAGGAGUAACUCCAAGUCUUGAAUGUUAUGAGGAGCUUGUGAAGGUACUUUGCACGAAUAAAAGAUACGAUGUGGUGGUAAAUCUUAUUGAUGACUUAGAGAGAGUUGGGCGGCAUGUUUCAUCCUUUAUUGGUAAUGUACUUUUGUUGCAUUCUUUGAAGACUCCGGAGCUUUUUGAGACUUGGGUGCAUGCUAAAGAUGCGCACAAUGAGAUUUCUUCUCCUAAUUUGAUUCUUGGCCAGCUAAUUGGUGAAUUUUCUGGUUGUAUUGGAGUGAACCAAGAUUUUAAUUACUUGGAAGAGGUUAUGCAACAGUGCUUUCCACUUGACCUCUACACUUACAAUAUGUUGUUGAGAAGACUUACUAGGAGCGACAUGGACCUUGCAUUGGAAUUGUUUAAUAGGAUAUGCCAGAAAGGGUAUGAACCCAAUAGAUGGACUUAUGAUAUCUUAGUACAUGGUCUGUUUAAGCAUGGUAGGACAUCUGAGGCCAAUAAAUGGGUGGAGGAGAUGUUCUGCAAAGGGUUUGAGCCAACAGAGGCUACCAAACUUCUCAUUUAAUAGGAGAUUUUCGGCAAAGGUUUCGAUCCAACCAAGCAUAUGAAACCAUUCAUCUAGGAGGAGAUCUUCAGAGGGUUCGAUCCAACUGAGCAUGCCAAACAAUUUAUCUAAUGGGGUUCAACCAACCAAGCAACCAAUCUAUUCAUCUAUUAAGUAAUUAACAGUCUCCUGUGUAGGAGAGUUAAAGGAAAUACAAAAGCAAGGAGAAAGGAAGUCCUUUCUUAGGCUCAGGGACAGGACUGAUAGGGUUGGAAUUGAGAUCCCAAAAAUUGAAGCCCAGCUUAAGCACUUGUCAGUAGAAGGAGAUGCAUAUGUUAGGACCAGGGCACUUCCUACUCUGCUCAAUUCUACAAUGAACUUCAUGGGGAAUUGCUAAUGAACAAUUCUCUGCAAUAUUCCCAUCCACUGUUGAGGGUCUUUUUGGAAUACCUCCCUCUUAGCAUUAAGAAUUUUUCUAAAAAGUGUUGUUGAUUGUCCCACAAGGUAAUUUGAGAUUCAAUUGCCAGUAUUCCAGAAAUGGGGUUGUCUGCCUCUAAUGUUAAUACUCCAAUAUGUGGGAUAUGAUUUAAUGACUAUGAUGAACUUUUCAUAGUGUCAGAUUUGAACUAUGCUGUAGUUGUGUUUAAUAGUUAGAAUUGAUUAAAUCAGUUGUUGAGUUGUGAAA
This is a messenger RNA of Vitis riparia (riverbank grape), 3381 nucleotides long. RefSeq names its product pentatricopeptide repeat-containing protein At1g71210, mitochondrial. The coding region runs from base 72 to 2717 and encodes 881 amino acids. The transcript is spliced from 3 exons. NCBI's taxonomy places the organism in Eukaryota, Viridiplantae, Streptophyta, Magnoliopsida, Vitales, Vitaceae. Gene Ontology annotation, molecular function: protein binding. The record is from RefSeq and is a predicted model, not a curated record.